AUGCUGACCUCCAACAUCUCAGUCUUCAUGCCUUCUGUUUUGACCCUCACUGGGAUCCCAGGCCUAGAGUCUGUGCAGUGCUGGCUCGGAAUCCCAUUCUGUGCCAUGUACCUUAUCGCUAUGAUUGGAAAUUCUGUGCUUCUGUUUAUCAUCAGGUCAGAGCAUAGUCUCCACGAGCCCAUGUACAUUUUCCUGGGCAUGCUAGGAGCCACAGACAUCGCACUUUCUACCAGCAUUAUGCCCAAGAUGCUCGGAGUCUUCUGGUUUCAUUUGCCAGACAUCGAUUUUGAUUGUUGCCUGUUUCAAAUGUGGCUCAUCCACACAUUUCAAGGCAUAGAAUCAGGCGUUCUGCUCGCCAUGGCCCUUGACCGCUAUGUGGCCAUCUGCUAUCCACUAAGACAUGCCACGGUUUUCACACACCAGCUGGUCACUCAGAUAGGAGCUGCUGUAACCCUGAGGGCUGCCAUGCUUGUGGCCCCAUGCCUAGUACUGAUAAAGUGUCGGUUCCAAUUUUAUCACACAACGGUCAUCUCACACUCCUACUGUGAGCAUAUGGCCAUUGUGAAACUAGCCAUAGGAAAUGUCAGGGUCAACAAAAUCUAUGGUUUGUUUGUGGCCUUCACUGUCGCAGGGUUUGACUUCAUACUCAUCACAUUGUCCUACAUCAAGAUAUUUAUCACAGUUUUCAAUUUGCCCCAGAAGGAGGCGAGGUUUAAGGCCUUUAACACCUGCAUUGCUCACAUCUGUGUCAUCCUCCAGUUCUACCUCCUGGCCUUCUUCUCCUUCUUUACACACAGGUUUGGCUCUCACAUCCCCCCGUGGAUCCAUAUCCUCCUUUCUAGCCUUUACUCGCUGGUCCCUCCAUUCCUCAACCCAAUUGUCUAUGGGAUAAAGACCAAGCAGAUCCGUAUAAAUGUGGUAAAAAUGUGCUGCUCAUAA
Chinchilla lanigera (long-tailed chinchilla) is the source of this 939-nucleotide messenger RNA. RefSeq names its product olfactory receptor 52A1. The transcript has a single exon. Gene Ontology annotation, biological process: G protein-coupled receptor signaling pathway. Gene Ontology annotation, cellular component: membrane. Gene Ontology annotation, molecular function: G protein-coupled receptor activity; olfactory receptor activity. Lineage: Eukaryota; Metazoa; Chordata; Mammalia; Rodentia; Chinchillidae. The coding region runs from base 1 to 939 and encodes 312 amino acids. The record is from RefSeq and is a predicted model, not a curated record.